This is a messenger RNA of Emiliania huxleyi CCMP1516, 2055 nucleotides long. RefSeq lists its product as hypothetical. The transcript has a single exon. The record is from RefSeq and is a predicted model, not a curated record. Bases 1 to 2055 code for a protein of 684 amino acids. NCBI's taxonomy places the organism in Eukaryota, Haptophyta, Isochrysidales, Noelaerhabdaceae.
AUGGGUAGGCCGAUUCCGCGGAACCUCCAGGCUGCCCACGACAAGAAGUGGAUCCCCAAGGAGGCCGAACCGCGAUGCCACCGCGAAAAGUAUCGAGCACUGCUCGACGCCGGCUGGACCAUCCUGCACAGCGGCAAAAAGAGCGACUUUCGCGUCGGCUACUACGCGCCAAGCGGUGUCGGCUUCGACUCCGUGCCCAAGGCGUGGGCAGCGCACGAGGCUGGCAAGACGGACAAGGGCGUGAUCCGCGAGUACGUUUCGCAGGCGGGCUUGGCGGCCGUCCGCACGCCGCUCAACGCGGCCGCGAUCGAUGCGGGCGAGCUCAAGGAGCGGGCGUCGAUGGCGGGCUUGGCGGCCGUCCGCACGCCGCUCAACGCGGCCGCGAUCGAUGCGGGCGAGCUCAAGGAGCGGGCGUCGAGAGCGGGCUUGGCGGCCGUCCGCACGUCGCUCAACGCGGCCGCGAUCGAUGCGGGCGAGCUCAAGGAGCGGGCGUCGACCGCGGGCACGGUGGCCGUCCGCACGUCGCUCAACGCGGCCGCGAUCGAUGCGGGCGACCUCAAGGAGCGGGCGUCGAGAGCGGGCUUGGCGGCCGUCCGCACGUCGCUCAACGCGGCCGCGAUCGAUGCGGGCGAGCUCAAGGAGCGGGCGUCGACCGCGGGCACGGCGGCCGUCCGCACGUCGCUCAACGCGGCCGCGAUCGAUGCGGGCGACCUCAAGGAGGUGGCGUCGAGGGCGGGCAAGCGGCCGUCACAGGCGGGCAAGUGCAACCCCGCAAACCAGCGCAGGUCGUGGGCGGCGGCCGCCGCGCGAGGCACCGGCGAGACGCAGGACGGCCUCUCGCCGCAGGAGCGAGAGGACAUGGCGCAGCAGGUUGCGGGCGAGGUCAACGCCGUCGCGAUCGCCGCGCUCGAUCACAGCGGGAGCACCUCCGUCUACGUCGCCGUCGGCAGCCACCGCCGCAUGGUGACCAACCUGCAGGAGGCCAAAAAAAAGGGGUGGAAGUGCCUCGGCGGCUGUGAGGUUCUCGCCUCCCUGCUCCGCUCCACCCCGGUCGCUUUCGUCCUCGAUGAGAAGGGCCACGCGCAGCGCUUCUGCACCGCAAGCCUGCGGAAGCACCUGAAGGCGGGCAACAUCGAGGUCUUCGUGAGCGAGGAGUGCAUGCAUGCCGCGUCGACCGCCAAGCGGUCGGAGGUGCUCUCCCACACGGAGCUGAUGCAGCAGUACCCGCACCCGCGCACCCUCAUGUCGGGCAUCUCCAAGGGCGGGCCGCAGCAGGGCCAGGCCUGCGGCCACGCGCUCGGCGUGCUGAUGAUGCACUGCAUGGGCGAGCACUUCGUCGCGCCGCAGGUCGACACGUACGUCCUCGAGAUCCAAGCCAGCCCGGCCUACCGCGAGCGGAAGGACGAGCUGGGCAGCACCUGGCAGGAGCACGCGCAGCAGCAGGCGUCGUCGUCGUCCGCGCCGCUCGUGCUGCCGCCGUGGUCGCGCGCCUUCACCUGCAAGCUCGAGAACCCUCAGCGGAAGGGGCACUGGCACAACAAGUACUGGACCGCCUCCUUCGAGCCGGAGAACGCGGUGCUCGUUUUCACGUGGGGCCCGCGCGGCGAGUCGCACACGAACGUCCUCCGCCUCCAGUUUGGCGGGCAGCACGCCGCGCUCGCGAACGAGCUCGGCACCCGGCGGUGCACGAGCAAGCUGACGGGCAGCCGGAGCCGCAAGACAGGCAAGCUCACCAAGGCGCCGUACACCGAGCUCGCGCCCGGCGAGGUGCUCGGCAGCGGCGGCGGCGGCGGCGGCGGCGGCGGCGGCGGCACACGCUCCUCGCGCAAGCGCUCCGCGCCGUCGCCAGCCGGCGCCGACGAGCCCGUCGCCAUGGACGCCUCGGAGCCCGCGGCGCGGCCGCAGCGCAGGGCGGCCGUCGAGUCGUUGGUGCGGCUCAAGCAGAUGAUGUACGCUGAGCGCGACGUCCCGUUCGAGGAGGACAGCGACGUCCCGUUCGAGGAGGACAGCGACGACGAGGACAGCGACCACGAGGAGGACGGCGACAUGGACUGA